Tetrahymena thermophila SB210 is the source of this 1794-nucleotide messenger RNA. RefSeq names its product Serine/Threonine kinase domain protein. Lineage: Eukaryota; Ciliophora; Oligohymenophorea; Hymenostomatida; Tetrahymenidae. The record is from RefSeq and is a predicted model, not a curated record. The transcript is spliced from 3 exons. Gene Ontology annotation, biological process: autophagosome organization; autophagy; peptidyl-serine phosphorylation. Gene Ontology annotation, cellular component: autophagosome; cytoplasm. Gene Ontology annotation, molecular function: ATP binding; protein serine/threonine kinase activity.
AUGGAAUGGGAAUGUAAAGAAAUUGAUAAAUACAUAGUUCUUAAUAAGCCAAUAGGCAAAGGAAAUCAAGCAACUGUUUACGAAUCAUACAGAAAAGAUAACUUGUAAAUAGUUGCAGCAAAAGUUUUUGAUUUAACUUAGAAUGGUUAAACAAAUUAAGCUAGAAACCUUUAAAGAUAGGUUAAGAUUCUUACAACAUUAAAGCAUCCAUAUAUUUUAGAGUGCUUUGACAUUAAACAAACCCAAAAGAAUUAAUACUUCUUCUUAGAGUAUUGUGAUGGAGGUGAUUUAGAAAAAUAUUUAAAAGAGAAGCAAUUUAUUACUGAAUCUGAAUGCCUAGAUCUGUUUAAGCAAAUAGUCUCUGCAUUUCAAAUGUUGGAAAAGAAAAAUAUAGUUCACAGAGACUUAAAACCUGCUAAUAUACUACUCAAAAAUGGAUAGUUGAAGAUAGCAGAUUUUGGUUUCGCUAAAGAAAUAUAAGAUGAUGUAUAAAAUACUAUUGUAGGAUCUCCUAUUUUUAUGUGUCCACAGGCUCUUGAUGGAACAGGACAUUACGAUUUAAAAAAGGGAGAUGUUUGGAGUGCUGGUGUUUGUCUUUACCUGAUGCUUUAUGGAAUAUAUCCUUUUUAUGCUAGCAAUGUUCAAAAUCUCAUUUAGACACUCAAACAAUAACAGUUAGUUUUCAGAGACGACCUCUACAAAAGGUCAGAUGCAGUAAAAGAUUUGCUUUCUCACAUGCUUGAAAAAGAAGAAUCUAAAAGGUACACUUGGGACUAAGUUGCUUCUCAUAAAUGCUUAAACGCAGGAUCACAUUAUUAAAACAAUCCUUUGCUGGGUAGCUUGGAGAUGAACCAAGUUUCAGGAAUAUCGUCGUUUAAUAGUGACUAUAAGAAUGUUGAGCUGAAACAGUAAAAUGAAUAGAAAAGCUCAUCAAUUGAAAAUCCAUAGACACCUAGCUAAUAGUAGAAUUAGAACAAUGUUUCAAUUUAUAAAAGAAGAGAUAAUACAAAUCAAUUGAAAUAAAUACAUUUACUAUUUAGAUUACUCACUUAAUUUGCACUUACAUAUAGAAUUAUAUGGAAAGGAUUUUUUUAGUUAAUUGUAGCAUAGUAGUAAGGAAAUAUAUACUUUAAAACUGAUUCUAUUGUAAAUGCUAUUUUCCUCUUAAUGAACUCACUAUUACUCAAAGAACACAAAUUUUUAAGGGAAUUAAUAUAAAAUCCCAAACAAUUCAUAGCCUUUAGGAUACAAAGAAAUAAAUUAGAAAAUAUAAACGAAGACGAUCUGACUUAUUAUUUUAAUUCAGAAAUAUACAAGAGUUUCAUGUAAAAUAUUACCAUCAACUUCCAGCAAGACACAUAAGUAUCCAUAAUGAAUUAUUCAGAAAUGUUUUAAGCUUAGCUAGUUGCAGCAGGCUUCCUAAAUGUCAUCACUGAAGACAAAUGUAAUGAAUACAUAGAAUGCUCCUUAAAUAUUAUAAAUCAAAACAUUUAAUAAAUGUCUCAAGAUGCCUUAAAUUAAGAAAACAAAACAUAUAUUACUUUAUUGUUGUAUCUUUUCUUCCUUCAAAAAAACGAAAAGAGAUUGUAGUCUUUUACUAAUCCACUUGAACACUAUUAAAAGUUGUAAAAAUACAUGGAAGAUAUUAAUUUCACAAGUAAGCAAUAAAUAUAUGAUCAAAUACAACAUUACAUUGCUACUGAUUUAGCUCAAGGAAUGGAUGAAGAAGAUGAUGACGAAGAUAACGAAGACGAAGAUGAACAACUAGCUCAGUUAAUUAACAAAUAUACAUGA